GCUCUUUGAGAACACAUUUUUUUUUCCAGUAUUGUAUCUUAGCCCCCGAACGGCCGCCUCAUACGCCCACCCCGUUGGUUCCGACGCAAAUCUCCAGCAACACAUCUGUCUCCGCCUCAAGGUUCGGCUUCUUUUCACUCUCGUACCCUUUUGUUUUACAUGUUUAAAUUCUCUCUAAAGUAAUUACAAAAGCAAAGAAAACAAGAAGGAACAAAGCUUUCCACACACUCGCAUUCAGCAGUAUUUACUUCUAUCUAUCCGUACAUUGUACAGCGUCGACCACCAUGAGCUCCACUGCCGCGCCACGACCAAGAGACGAGCCUUCCGCCACAACAGCCACCACCAGCACGGCUGCUCCUGCCGGCUCGUCUUCUUCAAACCCACCGCCGUCUCUGACCUCCCCAUCUUACACCUUUUCCGCUGAGGCGGCACCUUUCGUUCCGUCCUUCAUGCGCGCUGCACCGGCGGCCGGGCUCGACUCCGCCUCCCUGCCUCCGUCGCAGCAAACGACGAGCGCACGAGGAAGCGUUCCUGAUGAAGAGGAGGGAGGCGGCGAGGUAGACGGCGGCGAGGAAAACUUCCGACAACACUUUUCGAAGAUGUGGAUGCUGUGUCUAGAGAAGAUGCAGGGGCAGGAGGUGGGCAUGCUGAUGGACAUGAUGCCGCUCGACAUUCAAGACUUGUACUUUGACAAGCUCAGCGAUGAGUACCUGCAUCAUGAUCACGAGCACAAAGAUAAAGGCGUGCACGCGUUCUGCGCGGCGCAGAAGAUGGUGAAGGAGCUCUCGCCGGAGCAGCUCGUUCACAUUGAGGAGUUUUUGGUCGAGACGGACGCGCUCAAUCCAGCGGCGAAGCGGAAGCGUGGUAGCGCACAUGUGCCGCACCGCGGAUUUGGCGAUGACGGCGACGUCUGCGACGGCGACGACGACGAGGAGAAUUUGUUUAUGAACGAGGAUGAAGGCAUGGGCCUCGAGGAGGAGGAGUGGCUGCUGGAGCAGAUGAUGACGGCUGCCGGCCACGGUGAUGAGGUGGCUGCCGUGAAGAAGCGCAAGUGA
Molecule: messenger RNA, 1055 nt
Organism: Leptomonas pyrrhocoris
Lineage: Eukaryota; Euglenozoa; Kinetoplastea; Trypanosomatida; Trypanosomatidae
Exons: 1
Coding region: 285-1055 (256 amino acids)
Source: RefSeq, a predicted model, not a curated record